AUGCAGUACGAGGCGGCAGAGGCGUGGGCUGCGGCUUACAUGGCGGCGGCGGCAGCCGCCGGGAGAGGAGGAGGAGCCGGAAUGUGGGAUCCAGCGGUGGAGAGGGUGGAGCGGCUCGCGGCGGAGAGUGCUGUGGUUAUCUUCAGUGUGAGCAGUUGCUGCAUGUGCCACGCUGUGAAACGGCUCUUUUGCGGAAUGGGGGUGAACCCUACGGUCUACGAGCUCGAUGAGGACCCUCGCGGGAAGGAGAUAGAACGAGCUCUCACCCGCCUCCUCGGAUCGGCCGCCGUCCCCGUCGUGUUCGUCGGUGGGAAGCUCGUCGGCGCCAUGGAUCGCGUCAUGGCUUCCCACAUUAAUGGAACCCUCGUCCCCCUCCUCAAAGAGGCCGGCGCUCUCUGGCUCUGA
This is a messenger RNA of Dendrobium catenatum, 405 nucleotides long. Its product is annotated as glutaredoxin-C1-like. The transcript has a single exon. The record is from RefSeq and is a predicted model, not a curated record. Lineage: Eukaryota; Viridiplantae; Streptophyta; Magnoliopsida; Asparagales; Orchidaceae. The coding region runs from base 1 to 405 and encodes 134 amino acids.